CUGUGAGUACUUGGAAAGGUCUCCAGAAGAUGCAUCUUGUCUUGCUGAUCUGCUUCCUGGCAGGGACCACUGGGAAGAACUGCCUCCGCUGCUGGCCAGAGCUGCUGGCCAUGAUAGACUAUGACCUGCAGGUGCUCUGGGGCAGCCCAGGGCCACCCACAGAACUCUCACAAAGCCUACACUCCUUUUUCCUGGAGAAUAACACUUUAUUCUUACCCUGGUAUCUUGCUCGAGACAGUCUGGAUGAGGAAACAGCUACAUUCUUCACCCAUGUACACAACGCCAUUAAAAAGCUAAGAGAUGAUAAACCAGCACUGCUUGAAGAAAUUCGUGUUCAGAAGAGUCUCCUGGCUGAGAGGCUGAAAGAGAGGUCCCAGGACCUGAUGCAGAAGGUCUGCAAUGAUUCCUGUGACAUCCUCUCUGAAACGGAAGUCACUGCGUGUGCUGACUGCCAGAAACUCUACCUGUCCUGCAAUGACCCUACCUUUUGCACAGCCACGGUCACUCGGAGCUACAAGUGGGUUGUGAUCUUUUUCACUAUCUUGAUGCUCCUGGCUGUAGCUGGCAUUGGUGGUUACUUUUUCUGGCUCCAAAAGAAAGCAGUGGCAGCUGAUAAGAGAAGAGACAACCAGUUACCUCCUUCAGGAAAUGAGCAGCAACCAGGGCAGCCACCAAAGCCCAUCCUGUCUGAAAGCUAAUUGUCUCUGGCCCUGGGGACUCUCUAUCGCACAAAGCACUCCUCCCUGGAGCCAGGGGAGCUCUGACGCUCUGCAGUUCUGCAGACAAGACUCAUAUAUUCUCUCUCUCUCUCUCUCUCUCUCUCUCUCUCUCUCUCUCUCUCUCUCUCUCUCUCUCCUCCCACCUAAUACAUACACCUUUGUAAAUAGUUAUUAAAAACUUUUUUUUGAGAUUUG
Messenger RNA from Arvicanthis niloticus (Nile rat), 914 nucleotides. RefSeq names its product testis expressed 51 (gene Tex51). Lineage: Eukaryota; Metazoa; Chordata; Mammalia; Rodentia; Muridae. The record is from RefSeq and is a predicted model, not a curated record.